GCCCCUCGAGUGAGCGCCUGGGCGCGGAGGUCCCCUCCCUCCUCGCUCGGAGUCUGCCAGCUCCCGCUCGCUCCCUGCCCACUCCCGGGGGGCCGUUCCGUGGCGCGGCCGCCGCGGCCACCGCUUCUUUCACACUUUAGUUGCGAGCCGCGCGCCGCGCUCAGUGACUGGAGAGAGCUGGCCGCACGCCGCCUUCCCGCACGCACGCACGCGGGCCCGGCUCCGGGGUUUUCUGCUUUUACUCUAGGCGGCGGGGAGGAGGGGGGAGCCCCGGCCACACUGUAGGGAGGAGGAGGAGGAGGAAGACGUGGAGGAGGGAGGAAAAGAAGAAGCGCGGAGGCCAGGGGCGGGGGUUGGGGGGCUUGCCCUCUUCAGCCCCCCCCCGCGAGCGCCCAAGGUGCACACACAGUUACCAGCACAGCCUCAAGGUGGAUUUCCUGUGUGCUUGAAGAGAGAGAAAGCAAUGUCCCGGUGUCUGUAGAGAUGAUUUGCAGUUCAGCCCAGCUGAAGCUGACCGAAUGAGCUAUGGGCUGUGCCUCUGCCAAGCAUGUCGCUACUGUUCAAAAUGAAGAGGAAGCACAGAAAGGGAAGAGCUACCAGAACGGGGAUGUGUUUGGCGAUGAGUAUAGGAUCAAACCCGUGGAAGAGGUCAAAUACAUGAAAAACGGGGCAGAAGAGGAGCAGAAAAUAGCAGCCAGGAACCAAGAAAACCUGGAAAAAAGUGCCAGCUCGAACACCAGGCUUAAAACCAAUAAAGAAAUCCCUGGAUUAGUCCAUCAACCCAGAGCAAACAUGCACAUCUCUGAAAGCCAACAAGAAUUCUUCAGAAUGCUGGAUGAAAAAAUUGAAAAGGGUCGGGAUUACUGUUCUGAAGAAGAGGAUAUCACAUAGCAUCGAUUCUCCCAGUCAGACCAGGAGCUACUACUGUGUAAAUAGGUUACACCCCAGUUGAAACCUUUGCCAAGGUCGGUUCUCUUCACUGAACAGCACUAUAGCAAAUGAAGACUGUUCCAUAUCCUAUGCCCUAUUAAAUUACAGUGUUUCUUAAUGAACCUGCAAAGGAAUAUCGCUAAACACAAACACACACACACAUACAAAAAAAAAAAAAACUGUUCUGGAACUUUCUUUGUUGCUGCUAGUUAAAACUUGUUGCAACUUUUCACUCCUCUCGUGUCCAAGUAUGCAGCAAAAUUCUGCAGUUCACCGUAAAGAUGCUAUUGGUUUCACGAUGCUCUCUAGCCUGUUUUCUCUAUGAUGGGGUAGAGGUGAACUCUGAUACAGAUGUCAGUUCUAGCCUGGUUCUGCUUUGAUACCAAGCAUCCCCUUCCCUCCUUCUCUUUAUCCAUCUCUUUCGAGUGGUCCAGAGAUGGCCUGAGCCUUGCUUCUCACUGAUAACGUGGGCCUUUGGACAUGGGAUGGUGGCCAUGGGUGAGCCUAGUUUCUCUGUUCAAAAGUAGAAUUGAUUGAAAGCAUGUUGUGACCUGACUCCCAGAAGUGACAAAGGAACGAGCGAGCGAGCGAGCUGUAGGUUGUUCCACUUACUAGGACUCUUAGUGCAGGAUUAAGCUUGUAGCAUUGGCUUUUGCUCAGAUGCAAAUGGAAGUGUGACCACGUGACCACAAUCAUUUCCAACCCCUCCCUCCUCACUUUUUUUUUCUAAGAAAUAAACAUUUUGCUGUUUUUAUGUAUCCUUGUCUUCUCCCAUUCAUCCAGUUCAGCAUUUUAAGAUGACCCUAGGUGUGGAAGCUAAGUCCUCCUUCACAGUGACACUGAUGAUUGGCCUAAAUGGCUCCCCACCCUUCUGGUGACAUCUACCAUGGUUUGGAAGGGCUGUGAGUGGUCAGAGGAGAUGAGGGGACAAACCCCGUGACUUCUUUGAGGGCUGGAAACCACCGUUAACCUUUCACUCUGUGCUAUUAAAACACACUGUUUUCUGAUUUCCCCCUUCAAUAUGUUAUGUGAGUCUUGCCCCUUCAUUUGUUUCUGUUUCCAGCUCUGGUAGUGUGGCUAAAAUAUGUCUGCCUACUAGAAAACAUAGGACAUUCACACUGGUGGUGUUACUUGGAGAUGUGAAAGCCAAAAGCCCCUGGUGGUGGGGAGUGUUGACUCUGUGUUCAGUAGAGUUUAUUUUUCCAUACUAUAUGAAGAGAGCGAUCUCUUCUCAAAGACAGAAGUAAUAUUUUUAACAAAUAUUGUCACAAGUAAAUAGCAAUCAAAAGGAGAAAAAUAACUUUUGUAUUUUUUUAAUCGUGUUUGAUAGCUUUGAUGAGGGUUCUCUUUGUUACUUUCAGGGGAGGGCACCCUAUUAAAUGCCACGUCAGCAGUCCAGGGUUGGGCUUGUCCUACACACACACACACACACACACACACACACACACACACACACACUGAGAGGAAUGCUGUGUUUUUCUCUCUGAGGGUUGUGAAUUUCAAGGGUCUCACUAUCAGCUGCUUGCCACCUUGAAAGGUGGAAUAGUUACAAGAGAGACAGUUAAGAUGUUUCUAAUUGUCUGCCACAGACUAGGAUAGGAAGCUAAAUUCGUUCUUACCAAAAUGAGCCUUGACUUUCAAAGCUGUCCACAAAAUGGCAAGAUUCUUCAUCUCCUGUCAGACCCAAGGCAGCAAAAGGGAGGGGGGGAAAUGCAGCCGAGUGCUAUAGGAAACGGACUCGGGUGUUAGCAACAAAAUCCCAUAAUUCGUGCACCCGGCAGCAGCUAUUUUGGGGAUCAGCUGUGGCUGUUACAUAAAUAGAGUUUCAGCCAAAAGCUAAGGCUUUUUAUCCAGCUUCAAGCAGAAAAAUGCAGGGAGAGCCGGGCAGUCUAGGGUUUUAAGUUCCCUCCCCCUUGUAUGUUUUUUUGGCCAAAGGACGAAAAUAGUUUUCCUCAACUGUAAAUGAACUGCUAAACCCCACCUCAACCCUGUUCACUAGAGACUUUGUUCACUGUUCUCUGGAUGGCCUUUUCUGGGAUCUCAUGUUCUUAUCAAGCAAGAAUGAAGUGAAUGUUCACGUCUUCCAUUUGAUUCCUCUACUUGGUGUCUAAGACAGUGUCUUCUCAAAAGACCAACUCCCUGUACCUGAAGAUGAGACACCCAUGUCCUUUUCCUCAGCCACAGUUAGCAUUUUGGAUGUCACUCAUGUCUCCUGGGAACCUCAUUUUUGAGUGUUAAUGAACCCCUAAGUGCUGUUUAGGAAACAGCGGUUUUCCACGGUUCUCUCUCCCAUGUUUCACGAGGAUACCUUGCUGUACAAAAGCGAUUCUGUCUUCAGACUCGUGUUUGGUUACCUCCAGAAAUAGGUCCAAGAAAUGGGAUGGUUGACUGGGUUGGCAUGAAAUGCUUGACUGUGCUAGCAACACUCAAAACUGUCUGUUUUCCAUUUGUUGGUUUGAAUCAUAAAAUUGUCAAGUGAUUUGUGUUUGUACUUUAUUUUUCUAUAUCUUCUGGAAGGAUCUAAAUUAAAAAUAUGUGCACCUCCCCCAUACCAGAACAUUAAGCAGAUUGUCUCAGGUAUAGUGAAAAGAAUUACCCAGUAGAGACGGUGGAACAUCUUGCUAGUUGUCCUGUCUGUAGGUCUUGGGAGUUGGGAGGAGGGAGGAAGGGAGGAAAAUGGCCUGGAGAAACCAGGAAAUAAAUGGUGAAAAAUGGACAGAGGCUAUUGGUAGAGCUUCUAGUGGCUGUGAGCUUCGGCAGUUGGUCUCGUGGCCAGUGGGUGGAGUGGGCCUGCUCGUGACAUGUGUAGUUGGAUUGCGCACGGCUCAUGUCCUCCAUGUUGUAGAGUUGUAAAGGUUCAGCAGUGUGUGCGCGGCUUUCUUUUGCUUGGCAGAGAUUCAGGACCAUGGAGUACUGCUCUCAUAAUUGAAUACGUGUUUCUUACUGGCAGACAAACUCAAAAGAGACUUUUUACCUCUACGAGGCCUCCUAGCCCCAGGCUUAAGCAGGAGCAUAGAGUGACAUUAUGGUCUAUUUAGGAACAAAGACGCUACAAAGUCCAGUAAUGAGAAAACUAGGUCAGCCCCGAGAAACAGCCACACAGUGGCAGGUCUCUCCCUGUCUGCUGGGCCCAGCGUCUGAAGCUGGCCUUUGAUGACUCAAGUAAGAAAUACGUGCCCCAGGAAUAGCCUUGGUUCUCAGCUCCCAGGCGCCUGCCUGUUCCUGCACUCCAGAGUUGCUCUGUGUCUUGGGUGUUCCCAGGCAUGAAAGUGGCCAUGCCAGAGAGAUGACAGCCCAGCUUCACACUUGACCCAGUUGAUGCCUCCAACCUUAAGUUAUAACUUCAUCCUCCAUACAACUCCACCACCUCAUUUUUUUUCUCUCCGAGCGGAAGUUCUAUAACCCUGUUGAAACAGAUUACACCACCCCUGCGUUUCACCGCAGUUGCCUACAGUGCAGUUUGGUGUAGUGAUAAGUCCUGUUUAGAUUCUGGGUGAGAAUUUAAAAGUUGCCCCAUCUCUACUGGUCCUAAGAAAAGAAACUUCAUUAAACAUGUUUGUUUUGUAGUAAGAGAGAAGAGCACCUUCUUAAUGUGGGAAAAAUAGGAAGAAUACAGACUGUUUUCAUUAUAAAAGACAAAACAACUGGUAUUGAAAUUCUCUCCCUUAAGCAGGGGAUGGGGCAGUAUCACACUCUUCCUUCCUGGCUUUUUCCACCAGAAAGCUAUCUCUGAGCUAUAUUUCUUUUUACCGCUUUAGAAAUUAAUCUUUUUGUUAAGUUGCUUAUAACUCCAGUAGAAAAAUAAGGCAUGGUUGGUGGGUAGGGACUGUGUAUUUAAAAAGACAUAAUGAAAUGGUAGUCAGAAGCAGGGGCUUCAAGAUGUCAUGGUUGGAUUGGCAGUCCCCAGGGUCCCCUGCAGAGCUCUGUGAGCCCUCUACAGAUGCUCGGGAUACACCGUUGGAAUUCCUUGAAUGAGGUCUGUGGACCUCCUUUUGCAGACAGAUGGAUGGAUGAUUCUUCUAUCUGUGAGGAAGGCACCUUGAUUUCCACAGUCACCUUUUCUAUUAUAAUAUCUUCAA
This is a messenger RNA of Arvicanthis niloticus (Nile rat), 5009 nucleotides long. It is a transcript of the gene C10H1orf21, whose product is annotated as chromosome 10 C1orf21 homolog. The record is from RefSeq and is a predicted model, not a curated record. NCBI's taxonomy places the organism in Eukaryota, Metazoa, Chordata, Mammalia, Rodentia, Muridae.